CUUGUCGCCUCAUUGUGCAUCUUUCGAUUCUAGAGUUGGAGACAGGUAGAGUGAAAGCUUUCGCAAACACUUUAUCUCUGGCUUCCUAGACUGUUAGAAAUCUAUCAAGAUGCUAGAUACUUUUGAAAUACUCACUACUUCCGGUGUGGUUCUCUGGUCCCGGACGUACGCACCAAUUAACCCAUCCGUCAUCAACAACUUCAUCGCCGAUGUAUUCAUCGAGGAAAAGGCCACCGCAGCUGGCGCAAAGGACACACAAACCACCGCGAGCAACCCACCGUACAAAGCUGAUCAACAUACGCUAAAGUGGACAUUUGUUAAAGAAUUAGGCGUUAUAUUCGUUGCCGUGUACCGGUCUCUGCUACAUCUUUCAUGGAUCGACAAGCUCGUCGACAAUCUGAAAACCAUAUUUAUUGACUUAUAUGGUGAUCAAUUACGGAAGCCCCAUACCACCAUCGUAGAAUGCCGUAAGUUCGACGAGUACUUCGAUCAACAAUACCACGAACUCGAAGCAAGUGGGACAGUAAAUGCCUCGCGGGCCGUUGGCGCCUCCUCUCUCGGGGAGGAGGACGGAAUAUCUGGUGGGCUUAGAGGAGAACCUCCACUUCCGCCAGGCCUUAAACACAGAGGUAAAACGCCGAAUGGCCCACAGGAACAUCCAUCCACCGCCGAAUCCACGCCGAUCGCAACCCCGAACACGUCCCGACCUUCUACCCCUGCUGGAAACCACCUGAUUGUAGGAAAGGGAGGCCCAAUGGCGAGGAUGUCGAGGAGAGCUAGAAAGAUCCGAAAUAACGGCUCUGCCCCGGUGUCCUCCGGUGAUGAGGCGCCGUCCAGGAAAGCCAAGAAAGCGCCCAAAAAGGGUAGGAAGUGGGAUGCUGAUGGCUUUGCGGACGAAGAGGACGAUAGCAUACAAUUAGAUUACUCGGCGGCCCAAAAUGCUCUGACGAGUGAUAGCGAGGUAGAGGCAACUUCUAAGUCGACAGCGGUAGAGGACAUAGACUCGUCCACGUGGGGAACGACUACUUCUAAGGGGCAAUUCGUGUUGAAGGAUUUGGAUGACGAGGUGCACUCUAUCCUCAAAUUAGCCGAGGAAAAGAAUACGAUAUCGAAGGUGGAAAAUAAAGGUGGACUUGUUGGCUCCGGUUUAAAUACGAUCAGUAGUCUCUUCCGCAAUGUCGUGGGUGGCAAGACAUUGACGCAGGAGGAUCUCGACAAAGCUAUGAAGGGCAUGGAAGACCAUCUACUACGGAAGAAUGUCGCCCGUGAAGCAGCUGUGAGGCUUUGCGAGGGUGUCGAGAAGGAACUUCUCGGCGUGAAGACCGGUAGCUUCGAGAGCAUCGAUACACGAAUCGCUAAGGCCAUGGAAGCAUCCCUUACUAAGAUGUUGACGCCUACGUCUUCGCUAGAUCUCCUACGCGAGAUUGAUUCUGUUAUCAAACCAUCGGCGACGUCGAUGCGCAAACAGAGGCCGUACGUCAUCUCUAUAGUCGGGGUCAAUGGCGUUGGCAAGUCGACCAACUUGUCUAAGAUUUGUUACUUCCUAUUACAGAACAAAUAUAAAGUCCUCAUAGCGGCGGGGGAUACCUUUCGGUCAGGAGCCGUGGAGCAGCUGAAGGUUCACGUACGGAACUUGAAGGAGUUGACUGAACGCGAAGGCGGCAAAGUUGAGAUUUACGAGAAGGGGUAUGGAGGCGAUGCGGCUACAGUUGCUAAAGAGGCCGUGAAGGAAGCUGCCCAUGAAGGUUUUGACGUCGUUCUUAUUGAUACAGCUGGGCGACGGCACAACGACCAGCGGUUGAUGUCAUCCUUGGAGAAGUUCGCCAAGUUCGCUCGACCGGACAAGAUUCUAAUGGUUGGCGAGGCACUCGUAGGAACAGACUCCGUCGCCCAAGCCAGAAACUUCAACUCGUCUUUCGGCCCCGGCCGAACAUUAGAUGGGUUUAUCAUUUCUAAGUGCGACACCGUCGGAGAUAUGGUGGGAACAUUGGUCAGCAUCGUACACGCUACUAACGUACCCGUCCUCUUCGUCGGCGUUGGGCAGCACUAUUCGGACAUCAGAAACUUCUCCGUCAAAUGGGCGGUAGAGAAGUUGCUGAGCAAUAGUUGAUUCCCCUGUAGGCCAAUUAAGUUCUCAGACUACAGGGCAUUUUCUCCUGUUUAUAUACAUAUAUAACCCUCAUGAGAGCUAUAAUUGGGCUCAAGUUAUUGGUGAAUAGGGGUGGUGAACUGUAUAUCAUCUAUUCAGUCCAAUAUACGAUUAACUUAGGAAGUCCUGCCAGGGAACAACUCGAUUUCCGGUAGUGUUUACUUUCUGUGAUCACGGUUCCCCGCAAACCCACCAAUGAGAAGAUUGGGGAGAACGCAUUGGUAAUGAAGAGGUUAGACACACGACCGAGAGAGGAUGAGUAGGCAGCUAGAUAGUAGUUUUGCAUACGGGAUCAUCAUAGAUAUGGUGGUACGGACUUGAUCUUUUAAGGAGUUAUGAAUCGACUGCCACUACCUACUAGGUAGUAUCGUACUAGGUAUUGGACUUGGUGUACAAUCCUAUCCAUAGAUGUGCCUAUGUAGGUGUGUAACUUGAUAAUGAGGUACUAGAUAGACUAGC
Molecule: messenger RNA, 2608 nt
Organism: Annulohypoxylon maeteangense
Lineage: Eukaryota; Fungi; Ascomycota; Sordariomycetes; Xylariales; Hypoxylaceae
Product: SRP54-domain-containing protein
Exons: 3
Coding region: 110-2110 (666 amino acids)
Biological process (GO): SRP-dependent cotranslational protein targeting to membrane
Cellular component (GO): endoplasmic reticulum membrane; signal recognition particle receptor complex
Molecular function (GO): GTPase activity; signal recognition particle binding; GTP binding
Source: RefSeq, a predicted model, not a curated record